CAAAUGCCCAGUGCGUUCUGACAUUUUUUCUAAGGAUUUUUGAUUGAUGGAAGGCUAGAUUUUGAUUGAUCUUACAUAAAAAAAAGAACCCUAUAACCCAAAUUUCGACGUUCCUUUGAAUUUGCAGUUUUUUGGGUUGAUUUUCUGGGGAUGGCAUCUUCAUCAAUGGCGAGUCCGCUAUGUACGUGGUUGGUGGCCGCUUGCAUGUCUGUCACGUGCGGAAAAGACCAGUCUCAGUCGUCAAUGCUCCGUUUACCAACUUCUUCUUCCUCCUCCUCAAGGAGACUCGGCCGUUGGGCUCGCACUAGAAGGAAAGCUCUUCUUUCCCAACGCGACGGCGGCUCGGACAGCAACCUGAACGGGGGCUUGAUUUCGUCGUUUUGUGGAUCCGGUAUUCAAGGCUUGAUGACCUCGUGUUUAGCUUUCGAGCCCUGUGAUGAGUACUAUUCCUCCAAAAACAGUAGCCUUUUUGGUCAAAAUGGAGGCUUUUCUUCUUUAUUUGGAUCCAAAAGCUCUCCCUUCAAUAACAAUCGCAGGCAACGCAGACUCAAUCGAGCAGCUAACCUUUCAGGAGAAACCAUGGCUGUAGCUGUGCAACACACCAGAGAAAUACCAACAAAGAAGAAACCUCCUACGAACAAAAGACAAGUAGUUGUGACAGGGAUGGGAGUGGUGACUCCGCUCGGACAUGAUCCCGACAUCUUCUACAACAACUUGCUCGAGGGUGCUAGUGGUAUAACUGAAAUUGAGGCUUUUGAUUGUGCACACUUUCCAACUAGAAUCGCCGGAGAGAUAAAAUCAGUCUCAGCGGAUGGUUGGAUUGCACCGAAACUUUCCAAAAGGAUGGACAAAUUCAUGCUUUAUAUGCUUAUUGCUGGAAAGAAAGCCUUGGAAGACGGUGGAUUAACUGAAGAUGUAAUGGACGAGUUAGAUAAAGCGAAAUGCGGAGUUCUGAUUGGCUCAGCAAUGGGUGGCAUGAAGGUUUUCAAUGAUGCAAUUGAAGCUUUGAGGAUCUCGUACAAGAAGAUGAAUCCUUUUUGCGUGCCGUUUGCUACUACAAAUAUGGGUUCGGCAAUGCUUGCAAUGGAUUUGGGAUGGAUGGGCCCUAACUAUUCAAUCUCCACUGCAUGCGCAACAAGCAACUUUUGCAUAUUAAAUGCAGCAAACCACAUCGUUAGAGGCGAAGCUGAUGUGAUGCUUUGUGGUGGCUCAGAUGCAGCAAUUAUACCGAUUGGACUGGGAGGAUUCGUGGCAUGCAGAGCACUCUCUCAAAGGAACAAUGAUCCUACCAAAGCUUCACGCCCUUGGGAUGCUAAUCGUGAUGGAUUUGUGAUGGGGGAGGGUGCUGGGGUUCUGCUUUUAGAAGAAUUGGAACAUGCUAAGAGGAGAGGUGCGACCAUCUAUGCAGAAUUUUUGGGUGGAAGCUUCACUUGCGAUGCUUAUCAUAUGACCGAGCCACAUCCUGAUGGAAUUGGUGCCAUUCUCUGCAUAGAGAAGGCCUUGGCUCAGUCUGGUGUACUGAGAGAAGAUGUAAAUUACAUUAACGCUCAUGCUACAUCUACACCAUCUGGAGACAUUAAAGAGUACCAGGCUCUUCUCCAUUGCUUUGGCAAGAACCCCGAGUUAAGGGUGAACUCUACAAAAUCAAUGAUCGGUCACCUAUUGGGAGCUGCUGGUGCUGUGGAAGCUGUUGCAGCAGUUCAAGCAAUACGGACUGGUUGGGUCCAUCCGAACAUCAAUCUCGAAACCCCAGAUGGAGGAGUGGACAUGAAUGUGCUGGUGGGGCAAAAGAAAGAAAGAUUGAACGUAAAGGCUGCAUUGUCUAGUUCUUUCGGGUUUGGUGGUCACAACUCCACCAUCAUUUUCGCGCCAUACAAGUAAAAUUGUUCAGAAUAUAAAUGUAUAUUGUAUCUGUAUCACCUGCAGAUAAAUAUAACGUCCAUCGGCAAUUUGGUUGGUCACUUUGUUAAUGCAGUUGGUACAGUAUCAACAAAGUAUAUCAUUUGUCGACAAACAUCAGUUUGAAAGGGUUAUUAUACAAAGUAUAGGUGGCCGAAUAGUCAGAGCUUCGGAGUUGUAAGGAGAGAACUUUAUCGCCGUGGUUACGCUGUUGUUUCUGAUAUUUCGUUUUCUCCUGAUAUCUAGCUACAAUGGAGCUUUUACUCGUGUUUUUUAGUUGACAUGGGCCGUUGAACCAGUGGAUGUGGUAGAUGUUUAGUUUUGGUUAUCAUUUACAAGAAGAUAUUAGCGGUUUGAUAUUCAAUUUGUAAUGAAAUUUGAGCUGGCUGUAUUGCCAGCUACGCUUGUAGCUACAUCAUCAUCAUUAUUAUGAUUAUCCCUAAACUGUCACCACCACCAA
This is a messenger RNA of Hibiscus syriacus, 2359 nucleotides long. Its product is annotated as 3-oxoacyl-[acyl-carrier-protein] synthase II, chloroplastic-like. Lineage: Eukaryota; Viridiplantae; Streptophyta; Magnoliopsida; Malvales; Malvaceae. Gene Ontology annotation, molecular function: 3-oxoacyl-[acyl-carrier-protein] synthase activity. Gene Ontology annotation, biological process: fatty acid biosynthetic process. The transcript has 13 exons. Gene Ontology annotation, cellular component: chloroplast stroma. The record is from RefSeq and is a predicted model, not a curated record. The coding region runs from base 151 to 1881 and encodes 576 amino acids.